CGACUGUAAUGCUGAAUUUUUUUGUGAUCUUUGACAGAGGCAGGAUCCCGUAGCCUGGGGGCCGGAUUUUGCUGCCAUGUCUCGGGAUGUGCUGAACAUUCGCUAUACCCUCCUGCCGUAUUUGUACACGUUGAUGUAUGAAGCCCACGUUCAUGGAAACACUGUGGUCAGACCGCUGUUGCACGAGUUUGUCACUGAUGAAAAAACAUGGGACAUCGACAGACAGUUCCUCUGGGGUCCCGCUCUUCUAAUCACACCUGCUUUGGACCCGGGUGUUACUGUGGUCAGGGGAUACGUGCCAAAUGACCGCUGGUAUGAUUACCACACGGUAAGCAGUUUACCAACAUGCAAGUAA
Carassius auratus (goldfish) is the source of this 355-nucleotide messenger RNA. RefSeq names its product sucrase-isomaltase, intestinal-like. The transcript has 3 exons. The coding region runs from base 77 to 355 and encodes 92 amino acids. The record is from RefSeq and is a predicted model, not a curated record. Gene Ontology annotation, molecular function: alpha-1,4-glucosidase activity. Lineage: Eukaryota; Metazoa; Chordata; Actinopteri; Cypriniformes; Cyprinidae.